CGGUGUCGUUCCCAGGUUAACCGAUUCUAGAAACAGCGCUUCCUCUAUCCGCUUCGUCUCUCUCACCUCACAUUCAACAUCACAGCAGGAGGAGAGAGAGAAAGAGAGAGAGAGAGAGCAGAGUUCUUCAGUCCAUGGCUUCCUUAGCUUCAUCCACCACACUUAUCUCUUCAUCCACCGUUCUUCUUCCCUCAAAGCCUUCUCCUUUUUCUCCCGCCGCCUCCUUCCUCCGAACUCUUCCUUCUACCGCUGCAUCACCGUCUUCUCUCCGUUCCGGUUUCUCCAGCAUUGGCUCCCUCACCUGCAUCCCCUCUUCCUCUCGCCGUAGCUUCGCCGUCAAGGCCCAGGCCGAUGAUUUGCCACUGGUUGGUAACAAAGCGCCUGAUUUUGAGGCAGAGGCUGUUUUUGAUCAAGAGUUCAUCAAGGUGAAGCUCUCAGAGUACAUUGGUAAAAAGUAUGUGAUUCUCUUUUUCUACCCUUUGGACUUCACUUUUGUCUGCCCUACAGAGAUUACUGCCUUUAGUGACCGUUAUGAGGAAUUUGAGAAGCUAAACACGGAAGUGUUAGGUGUCUCAGUCGACAGUGUGUUCUCGCAUCUUGCGUGGGUCCAAACAGAGAGAAAGUCAGGAGGGCUCGGUGAUCUGAACUACCCACUUGUCUCUGAUAUCACUAAAUCCAUUUCAAAAUCUUUUGGUGUGCUCAUCCCUGAUCAGGGCAUUGCACUGAGAGGGCUUUUCAUCAUCGACAAGGAAGGAGUUAUACAGCAUUCCACCAUCAACAACCUCGGUAUUGGCCGAAGCGUUGAUGAGACAAUGAGAACCCUCCAGGCAUUACAGUAUGUUCAAGAAAACCCUGAUGAGGUCUGCCCCGCGGGAUGGAAGCCUGGGGAGAAAUCGAUGAAGCCUGACCCCAAGCUGAGCAAAGAGUAUUUUUCAGCUAUUUAAAGGGGCUUUUUAAACAAAUGAUUGGUGAAAAGCAGAGGCAUGUUUGUUUUUUCCCUAUGUUGGAGUCUUUGAGUGCUGAGUUUAAUAUGUUUUUUGCCAAAUUAACAUUUGCUUGAAUAUCUUUGCUUUGUCUUCAUUAGUUAUGUUUCUGCUGUGUGUGUUUUCCUCAAAAUUUAAUAAAAAACAAUGGAAUUUAUGUGUUUA
Messenger RNA from Brassica napus (rape), 1148 nucleotides. RefSeq names its product 2-Cys peroxiredoxin BAS1-like, chloroplastic. Gene Ontology annotation, biological process: cellular response to stress; cell redox homeostasis; response to oxidative stress. Gene Ontology annotation, molecular function: thioredoxin peroxidase activity. The transcript has 7 exons. The record is from RefSeq and is a predicted model, not a curated record. Bases 135 to 944 code for a protein of 269 amino acids. Lineage: Eukaryota; Viridiplantae; Streptophyta; Magnoliopsida; Brassicales; Brassicaceae.